Carassius auratus (goldfish) is the source of this 2820-nucleotide messenger RNA. RefSeq names its product cysteinyl leukotriene receptor 2-like. NCBI's taxonomy places the organism in Eukaryota, Metazoa, Chordata, Actinopteri, Cypriniformes, Cyprinidae. The record is from RefSeq and is a predicted model, not a curated record. Gene Ontology annotation, molecular function: G protein-coupled receptor activity. Gene Ontology annotation, biological process: G protein-coupled receptor signaling pathway. The transcript has 2 exons. Bases 205 to 1383 code for a protein of 392 amino acids. Gene Ontology annotation, cellular component: plasma membrane.
GUGUUGGAAGCAAAGAUGGGACACCGAGGUAGGCUACAGAGGAAGCACUCUUCAAGACCAUGAUAAAGGAAGCAGACACUUGAAACUGCCGAGAGAGGAACAUUUUGACAUUUUGUUAAAUAACGCUCUCAUAGUCUCUAGUAGUUUGAACGCAUCCGGAUUCAUCAGUCCGCUGAUGAUGAGGAGGAGGAUGGUCAAGAGAGAAUGACAGCUCCUGUGAUUACAUCGGUAACUCCAUCUUGGCUCAACGUCACCCAACAACCUAACAUGACUUGUGAGGAAAGUGAAGAUUUCAAAUAUUUGGCGUACAAAGUCACAUACUGUGUCGUCUUCCCUAUUGGAUUUAUCAGCAACUCUGUGGCUUUGUUUGUGUUCCUGCGUCUCACUCCUAAGAAGACGGCCAACACUGUAUUUAUGACUAACAUGGCUAUUUCAGAUGUCGGCUUCUCCUUGACAUUGCCCUUCCGUCUGGUCUACUAUUUUAGGGGUGGUCAGUGGGACUUUCCUGACUGGUUUUGUCGCUUGUGUGUAUUUUCUUUUUACGUCAACCUGUACACAAGUGUAUUGUUUCUUACAGGUCUCAGCGUGCUACGCUACAUCGCCGUAGUUCACCCCAUUCGCAACAAGUCCCUGGUUACGGUGCUGAGAGCCAGAAUAUCAUGCUUUGCGAUCUGGGUUUUUGUGGCCUGCUCGUCAAUACCAUUCCUCAUGACAGGAACUAUAGAGCGGCAUAACAAGACGCGUUGCUUUGAACCAGGGAACAACAAGUCAUGGAAUCUCAUACACAGCUUGAAUUUCGUGGGGGUUUCAUUUGGAUUCGUCAUUCCGUUCAUUAUAAUACUGGUCUGCUACGGAUGCAUCAUUUGCAAACUCAAAGGACGAAAAAUUGGUAACCGAAGAGGAAACACCCGCAGGCGAUCUGUGUAUUUGAUCGCAGUUGUCCUGAGCACAUUCCUGCUGUGUUUCCUACCAUAUCACGUCGCUCGCACGGUCCAUCUUUAUGCCAAGGUUUUAAAUCAGAGCUGCCCGGUCCUUGAGUUCCUGGUGAAAGUUCUGGUCAUCUCGUUGUGCUUGGCGACGUCCAACAGUUGCUUCAACCCCUUGUUGUACUACUUUGCUGGAGAGACUUUCCGCACGGCCAUCCGUAGAGUGUCAGAUCGAAGGAGUUUAGGUUCAUUCAGCAAUAGUGGUGUUUAUCCGUCUUUCCGACGUCGAAGCAGCUCGCAGAAGUCAAGGCGCCAAGGCUUCACUUUUGUACACCAAGACUGUCUGCCCUGCUCCUGCCAAGUCAUAAAUGAAAAUAAUUCUGAUGGGUGCAAGUCUGACAAGCAACGCAAACUGUCUGACCCUGAAGAAAAGCAAGCCUGUGAUGAUUUGCAGUAGUAAAAGAUAGUUGCACUUGAUGAAGAGGAAGAAAUCAAAGUGUAUAAAAUAGAUGUCUUUGUUGUCUUGAAAAAGUGAAACUACUGUCGGUUUUCCAUUUCCAUUUUUUUUUUUUUAAGUUCUCAACUGAAAGACUUAGAUGUAAAAGAUUCUGUGCUUUAGAUAAAAUGUGGGUGAAUCUUACACAACCUCAUUUAGAUUUGUGCAGAGAUUUAGAUUUUGGCAAAUGCUUUUCUCCCAAGAAAACCGCAUUCUGGACAUGUUCUUGCAAGAUUCAUCCGGGUACACACUUAAAAAUAAUGUGGGUUUACAGCAUUGCCAUUAAAUAACCAUUUGGGUUUCCCAAAAAACCUUUUAGUAAACCGUUCUUCAUAGAAUUUUUUUUUCUUGGUGUUUAGAACGUUUUAAUAAUAUUAAACUUUUAACACCAAAUGUUCUUCGUAGAACCAUAAAUGCCUGUGAUAGCAACCCAAGGGAUCGCAAUGAGAAUCACAGCACACUACAAUACCGAAAUUGGCUUCUGAGAUCGUUUAAUAAAAACAGGUUAAGUAAACAAAAUAGAAGACAUCUUAUAAGACUUUUCAGUUUCACACAGAGCUCAUUUUGCCAUUCUGUUGUGCUACUUUUCCAUUGUUUUUUAUUCUUUUUUUGUUGCUACUUUUACAUUGUUUUUCUAUCUAAACGUGCUGGACGGCCAUGUAAGAAACAGCAGACAUAUGUUUAAUAUUCAACAGCAAGUAGGAAAUGGAAAAAGUGUUUUUAGGAAAAGGAAAGAAGAAACAAUUAUUUCUUGCAUCCAAAUAUGGCAUACUAGAUUAAAUCACUCUCCGUUUAUUAUAGGAAAACAUGAAAAAGGUUAAUUUAUUUAUUGUAAUCAGACAGAAAUAAUAGAGCAUGUUUUAAUAGAAUGUCAAAAAUCUGAAAAGGAAAGGAUAAACCUCAUUAAGAAACAUGGUUGUUGAAUAAUUUAAUUUGGCAAGCCUUUUAAAAGAGCUUGCAGAACAAUGUAAAAUAUGGUGCUAUAGUAAAAUACAUUAGAGAAAUAGGAUUAAUCGGGAAAAACACUAAUAACAAACCUUCCUCAUCUCUCACAAGUUACACAACACCUCAAAUGUUGCUCCCUACCUUACAUGCAUAUUUUUCUUGUUCUUUUUUCAAUAGAAUUAACCCUUUCUUUAGAAUAAAUACCUAAAAUGAGGAUUAAAAGAGUUAACAAAUAAUUAAUAAAACAUUGUAGUUUUGCACGCUCACUCUGGUAAAACACAGAACUGUAUAAACACAAUAAAACAUGGUAAUAAAAGAAAGAACCUCUGUAUUUAGGAGUGCAUAUAUAGUUUUACUCAAGUUUAUUCAAGAAGAUAUGUUUUAUUGUUACUAGAGGACAUUAUUGUAAGACACAAAAAUCAUUGUUCCCUACAGGAAAUAAAAGUCACAAAU